Molecule: messenger RNA, 1430 nt
Organism: Camelina sativa (false flax)
Lineage: Eukaryota; Viridiplantae; Streptophyta; Magnoliopsida; Brassicales; Brassicaceae
Source: RefSeq, a predicted model, not a curated record
AACAAAAAAACCCCGGAGGUUGAUCAACGGCGAUUUCGUCUCUCUCUCUCGCCGAUGUCGUCUCCAGAGAAGAAGAGGAGGAGGAAGAAGAAGAAGCCGUCGCUUAUACUCCCGCAAUCGACGACUCCAAAUCCUUCACUUCCCGAUGAUUUGGUACUGAGCUGCUUAGCACGAGUCCCGAGAUUGUAUUAUCCAACUCUCUCCCUCGUCUCCAAGAGUUUCCGCUCGCUUAUUGCAUCACCGGAGCUUUACAAGAUCCGGUCCUCUUUAAACCGAACCGAGUCUUGUCUCUAUGUGUGUAUACAAGAUGGAGAUGAUGACCCUAACCCUAAGUGGUUCACUCUCUGCCUGAAACCUAAUCGAACUCUAACCAAUGAUGAGGACCUCAUCGAGAAGAAGAAGAAGAAGAAGAAGAAGUCAAGUGGGUAUGCUUUGGCGGUAAUCCCAGUUCUCCAUUCUCGUGGUGUGCACUGGUCAGGUCUCGUUGCGGUUGGUUCUAACAUCUACAACAUUGGCGGACCCAUCGACCAAGAAGUAGGACAUUCCUCUAGCGUCUCGAUCUUGGACUGUCAGUCUCACACGUGGGGCGAAGGUCCAAGCAUGCGGGUAGAGAGGAACUAUCCAGCGGCCAAUUUGCUUGAUGGAAAGAUAUAUAUGACAGGAGGCUGCAAAGACUGCAGCAAUGCAUCUAACUGGAUGGAGGUUUUCGAUCCCAAAAGACAAACUUGGGAGCCUGUCUUGAGCCCUGGUGCAGAGAUUGGUGGUUGUAGUGUGCAUAAAAGCGCAGUGGUUGAUGGAGAGAUCUUAUUUGCAAACUCUAGAGGUUUGAUUUACAACCCCAAGGAAGGUAGAUGGAGAAGGAUGCCAUGGGAUAUGGAUGGGGGUUGGGUUUGGUGGUCUUAUUGCGUUGUUGAGAACGUUCUUUACUAUUAUUACGAGGGAGAGUUUAAUUGGUAUGACAGUAAGGCAAGACUCUGGAAAACAUUGAAGGGUCUGAAAGGACUGCCUAGGUUUGCCAGAUAUGGUGGGAGGAUGGCGGAUUAUGGUGGAAAGAUGGCUGUUUUCUGGGACAAGAUUGUGACUUCCAGUGGAUGUAAGAAGAAGGAGAUUUGGUGCGCGGUGAUUGCGCUUGAAAGACGCGACGGUGAAGAGAUUUGGGGGAAGGUCGAGUGGCAUGACGCAGUGCAUACAGUUCCCUUGUCAUAUAAAGUGGUCUAUGCUCUCUCCCCUACCGUUUGAUGAAUGUAUAAUUCACCGGUUGGUGGUUGUUGGUAUUGUUGUAUCAUUUUGUUGGAUGACUGUGUCUUUUGUUUUUAGCGUUAAGGUGCGUAGACAUCAUUUCACCUGUAAAACUUUGAUGCUUAAGCUUAUUUUGUGCUGCUAAAGACCUAUGUAACUCUGUUUUGGUUGAAUAGAAAGUUCUCUUCUUA